This is a messenger RNA of Dichomitus squalens LYAD-421 SS1, 3952 nucleotides long. RefSeq lists its product as uncharacterized. The record is from RefSeq and is a predicted model, not a curated record. Bases 4 to 3765 code for a protein of 1253 amino acids. The transcript is spliced from 16 exons. NCBI's taxonomy places the organism in Eukaryota, Fungi, Basidiomycota, Agaricomycetes, Polyporales, Polyporaceae.
GUCAUGGCAGACAGACCAUCCCGAUCUUCUCUUCCUCCAUCCACGAGAGCGCUACCCCAGCCUCCUCAAGCCAUCCGACCUGAAGAUGGCUUUGCUGAAACAACGGAACUACUCAAUACUUCUGAAACUAGCUUUCAGCAGUAUGCAGGUCAUCGCAGUGUGCAUAUGCUAAAUACAGUCGGGGAUACGCUGAGUGUCCUCCAAACCGACGUCUCGACCGUGCAGAGUCUCGCAUCUCCCUUACAGCUCGCCAUGUCUACCGAGCCCGGGAAAGAGAUACGGCAGAUGAUUUCUGAUAUUGUGGACGGCAUCCCGGCGUUGCUGAAGGUGCUGGAUGAUGUUGCUCAGAUCCACCCUUUCAUCAAGAUCGCUGUGGGUGCGUUUAGAGUCGCCGUCGAACUCGACCUAAAACGGAGGGAUAAUGACAAGAAGAUACCCGUACUCUUCGCCGAGAUGAGGGAUAUGAUGGCUGUGCUUGUGCAACUCAAAGACAUCAGCAAGGACAAGCGUUCUGGAGAAGACAACACGACGAUAUCCGGUCGUAUGCAACACCUCAUCGACAGCACAGAACAGGAUAUCAGGAAGUGCGCCAACUCAUGUAAUGCGUAUGCCAAGAAGAAGACGCUGUCGAAGGUCAUACAUAGCUCGUCUUGGAGCGACGAGUUCAAGGGGUAUAUUCAAGGCUUCAUGACUCGCCGGGGCGAGUUUGAGUUCACGCUGUCGCUCUACAUUGGCCACGCAGUAAACACCGCCAACGACAAACUCGUGAGCCUCGAAGAGAAGAUGGAUCGCGUUCUGCGAUACUUCGAAGCAUGCACGUCGCCAGAGGAACGCGAGCUCAGCAGGCUCGUCGACCUGCAUGGCGGACCUCAAGCGGUGAUGCGGGACCAGGAUCUACUGCGAGAGAUCUUCGAGACGCGAGUCACCGGGGCAGGACUAUCUGGUCCCGAGCGUAGAGGCCGUCAAGGUGUCGUGGACGAAUUCAAGGAGCUGCAAGAGGAGCUUCAAAUGGACGUCCAGACAGCCAUCCGUGACAACAUGGAGCAGUUUCAAGCGAAAUUUAUCAUUCAGCAGAGGGAGCUUGAAGAGCAGAUGCGGCGCACGAUGCACCGCGAAGGAGAUCGCAUCAUCGACACGAUCAUCUCUGGUCCUCAUGACAAGAUCUUGGACCCGGACCUUCACGAUAUAUGGAAGGAGAUGCGUUGGCGUGGAAGCGUGAAAGACCGAUAUUUCGUCCUCGCGAUCCGCGACUACUUCCGUGAGGAGCUUGAUCAGCUCAAACGGAUGGAGAUGAACGCUACACCGACCGUCUCGAGUCGCCAAUUCAGCCAGGAGGAUGAGUGGACGGUGGAGUACAUCAACGUCACACGAGUCCAACCCAUCAUCGAGGCCUUCGACGACGAUGCUUCUGGGUUCAUCACUGCAACAGAGGUCAAUGCUUUCACUACCGCUCGCCCCGAUAGUUGGAGCCUCCUACAUUGGCUGGCCUAUUGGGCUAUUGGUUUUCAAAUGUCAAUGAGCGAUUACGCAUCGAAAAUCGACGUCCUGCUAGCUAAGAUGUUUGCUCUCAAGCCCCACGUUCUACCCGCUAACCGCAACGCGAUGGAACGCUACCUUUGGGUUGUUUGGACCUGCGUCACCAUGCUCACCAACGCGUUUCGCCGGAUGGAUGUUGACGAAGCGCUCUUAUCCAAGUUUGACGACUACACUAAAUCGGAGGAGAAUCGUCUGCUCAAGAAUUUGGAGACUGCAAAGUAUGACAUCGAUGCACGGGACACUCUGGAGUUGAUCUGUGGUCCUGGUCGGAUCGAGAAGCAUUUGUUCCCUUUGCUCUAUCUCCUACUGAAACGUGACUUCGAAAUCAUGAGACUCGCUCGAACACAAUGCCUGAACGUGGACGAGUUAUACGACUCGAUGUGCACCAUAAUCUGGGUCAUUGAAGCGGUCGACGAACGCCACGACGAAUUGGCAGCUCUGUUCAAACAGCAGAAACUAGACCCUGCGCAACAAUUCAAGAUCUUCGCUUUCGAGAUGUUCAAGUAUUGGAAUGAUGAAGCAGAAAUCUGGUCAAUGAAGAAUCUCAAGGACGCGAAGUUCCUCGAGGUUCCGUACGAUGAUAGCUCAGAGUCCCAAGACGUCGAUCCCGCAUCUUUCAUCAAUCACCCUCUUCUCAACACCGAUGAUGUCUUCUCGGCGUACAAGAUCGUGGAGACGGAAGCUGAUGCCCAGGCGGACUCUUCCGUCCAGAGCAUCUUAGGUCACUGGUCUGGUUUCUGCGCUCAAGGCGAUCGAUAUCCGUCACAAUCCAUGCUCUCCCUCGAUAUCGAUGUCUCCCCGUCCAACCCGAAGCGAUUUCAGUGCAAAGGAACAGCGCCGAAUGGCACAAACUGGGAAUUGACGGGCGAGCAGGAGAUCUCACAAGACGGGACAAUGCAGUACUCGUUCAGCAUCAAGUACGCCGCCCGCUUUUCUACGCAAAAUUUCUGCGGCGAACUAGAUGAGACGGGGACGAUGCUUUCCGGCUCUUGGGGAUACAGCGACAAACCUUUCACCUUCAUGUUGAAACGUCUUCCCUCCGACCUCAUGCGCUUCUAUCCCUCGCCCAAGGAGCUUGCUGAGAACAAAGCUCAAGCACUGUGGCGAUUCGUAACCUCCGCCAUUCGUGCACAAGUGCAACUCAAAAUGCGGUCGUGGACGUCACUUAGAGGGCGGUGGCAGACGGGCCAACGUUACAUCGAGCUCAUCAUGAGCCGAGAGACUCGCGAACUCACGCCGGGGGAGACCGUGGACCUCGCUUUGUGUCAGCGAUCCAUGACGCCGGAGGAAGCGCGGCUAUACCAAAUAUUCAGGGACAUGCGUGAGAGGUCCAUUCCAGUCCAUUUCCUGAUCUGGUGCGAUGCAUGCGGUGACGGCAUUAAGGGCGGGCGUAUCGUAUGCCUAUCCUGUGGCAUGAAGGACUCGAUCGACUUGUGCGACAAGGAGAAAUGCUCUGCAUCGGAAGUUCGCCGCGAAGAUCUGACUUCUCCCCAUCUCCCGUCUCACGAUAUCCUCAAGCUCCGAGCAGCGAUUCAUCCGUUCCGUGAGUUUGGGAAGGUAUACCGCGAUGCUCAGGAAGCCUUGAAGAUGGCUCGUGAAUUCUUUGCUGAAGCAGCCAACUCGGAUGAAGGUGCCGAAGGCGAACAACCGCAGUGUGUGCAGUGUCGUGACCGAGUGACCCUUCCAUGCUGGUUGUGUAUAGAAUGCGAAGAACGUGUCUUUGUAUGCGCUUCGUGUGAUUCCAAGCAGCGUCUCGGAAUCACGGUAGGCAAGCACAAACGAACGCACGCACUCGUCCGGUGUCAACCACCAGAGGCGUCCGUCGAUGCCGAGUCCAGACAUGCAGCACAGCUCAACGCUCGCAUAGACAACCUGGAGACGAAGCUCAAGGAGAUCAAUCACAAGAUGGAGGACAGCUUCAGCGCAGUAGACGACCGGAUCACCGUCGUACAAGACCGCCUCAGCGGGAAGAUUGACGAUCGGCUGCAAAGUCUCUCAAAGACCGUGGACGAGCGACUAGGACGCAUGGAAGACCUACUGCUUGUCUUGGGGCAGCGGCUGCUAGGCACAGCGGAUGAGCGGCUCGAAUCGGGUGUGCCGUCCUCGCAGCUGCUGAGGCGUCAAUCGACCUGGCCGACCGCCCGUCUCGGAGUAGCGAACGGCGAGUCCAGUGGUGGAUCCGAGAGUGAGUUCUCGGCAUGGGUGAGGCAGAUGAGGAGGGGGACGUGACUACAUGGGCGACGGUAUUCGAGGAAGUGGUAAGGCAGACGUUUUGUGGGAUUCGGUGCUUCUUGGGACGGCAAGAAAACGAUCCAAAUACCAAAGUCACGUCAGGCGCGACUGUGUCGUAGAUGUUUGCUACAUAUGAUGAAUAUGUGCAACGCCGAUAGAGCCUGUAAGAACGCUUGGAAUGACC